Messenger RNA from Exophiala dermatitidis NIH/UT8656, 2374 nucleotides. RefSeq lists its product as uncharacterized. NCBI's taxonomy places the organism in Eukaryota, Fungi, Ascomycota, Eurotiomycetes, Chaetothyriales, Herpotrichiellaceae. Gene Ontology annotation, cellular component: nucleus. The coding region runs from base 1382 to 2200 and encodes 272 amino acids. The transcript is spliced from 3 exons. Gene Ontology annotation, biological process: positive regulation of transcription by RNA polymerase II. Gene Ontology annotation, molecular function: DNA-binding transcription factor activity, RNA polymerase II-specific; zinc ion binding; sequence-specific DNA binding. The record is from RefSeq and is a predicted model, not a curated record.
CGUUGGGGUGUUUUCUCCGGGCAUGGCGUGGCUCCGGUAAAUCCGACGUGGGUACUGUGGGAGAGGCGAUACACGAUGACAGGGGAUGUGCAUGCGGGGGUUGGCUGGAGUUAAUAUGAGGGACGGAUUCUUGCGUUCCACUGCCAGUGGAACUGUUACUGUAGGUGUUGCAUCCGAAGUCUGUGAGGGAGCACGGCCAUCACAGAGAAGACAUCGCGGCGAGUCUACGCUAGUAUGCGGUAGUAGUACUAGCAGGCGAGCUGAGUUGUUUUCCGGCGUCGUCCACAGGUCAGUGCCAUCUUCCGCUCACACUCUGGACUUGCCGCUGCCAUUGCACCUCGCAGACUUGCCCAAGGGGCCAAGAUCAGCAAGUCAGAUCUCGCAGAAGCGGCGGAGUUUGUAUUUCCACCGGCGAGCGACUGGCCGGACGUUGAACAAAAAAGUGAUCGCGGGCUACACUACGAGAGCUAGUCCUGAAGCGGGCUCAACUGUUUCCACUGAACGGCAGGUCCGAGUCAACCGCGGAAGUUCGUUCUCUGAGAAACACUUUGCCGUGCCGGGGGCCUUGCGAUAUCUUUGUUCCAACCAGGCUGAUGGCAUCCUGCUACAAAGCCAUGUAUCGAGGUACUAGUGGGACGGACAGUUGGCGGCCUAAUCUCGCCCCUGUUGGAUAGUCGGCAUUCUCCGUCCUCGACCAGACGGCUCGACAGACGGCUGCUCGAUUGCCAGAGCUAUCCCAAAUGUUGCUCGCAAUCGACAGCCUACCAGGCUCGCACGCCGACCUCUUUGUCUCGGCCCACUCACUAUUCACCAUAAUGGCAAGGCGGAAACUGACUUCAACCACCUUCCCGCCACCAUUAUCUCUCCACGACUCCCGCAACUGGCGCAAUGCAAUGCGGUAGAUGGACACAAUGGGCAAGUGUAGGUCGAAUGCUAACAAGUCCGUGCAAAUGGCACCAACUCAGAUAGCCAAUUCGCAAUACUCCAGCGUCUAAAACAUCCCCUCUCAUGACAUCACAUAUCACUCGAUGCACAGCAUCAAAAGCACCCUAACUGUGAAAGCUUUACAAUGUCCGGGUCCAGAUUGUUGCGUUCGCCACGAGGUACCAUGGACGCUUGCCGAUCCCUUGGACCGGCAUGUGCUUGUAUAUUUGGACAACCACCACUUGACUCACGCUUCAUUACGUUACUGUUCAUCUCUGAGGCAAUAUUCGCCAGACUUCACAACCAUCGACUUACUUCUGUCGGAGAACUUGAGUGAAAAGCCUGGACCCUGAUUCAAGAUAACUGGCUUAUUUCAGCAAGAUUCAAAAAGCAAGGCACGACAAAUUGUGGACCUCCAGAAUAUCACUGUGCGGGGAACAGCAUAUCAAAAAAGUCAAUGUCAACGACCAAGAAUGCCGGAAUGGCCGGCGACGGAACAAGCCGAAGAACAUCUCGCGCGUGCGAUCGAUGCAGAGUCAAGAAAGCAAAGUGUGACGGCAAUCUCACAUGUAAGACAUGUCACCAGAGUAAGAGUGAUUGCAAGUACACAGCGAGAAGGGGCAGGGAAGCCAGGAACUAUUACUGGCGAAUGCAAAGUGUGACAGAGGAGGCUCUGCAGCGGCUCUACUGGGCUUCACGGAGGAGAACGGGCUUCCCAGGCACCGUAUGCGAUGAAUCGAAAGGCUAUGUUACGACAGACGAAAUCCUCCGUGGCCUGGGCCUGGUGGUUCCCGACUUGGAUGAGCCUCUGUCGUCCCAGGCAGCCAGGAAGCCAGCGCAGCCUCUACCCGAGACAAUGCGGGUGCCCAAGUCAAGGGAUGUCCAACCCAUCUCACCCCCAGCCGAGCCGGUCACUCCGCAGCAAGGGGAUCGAAAGUCGGCGGCGCAGGGCCAAAGGUCCAGUUUUAGCACCAUCUCUUCCGGUGAAGACCCUACCACCCCAGAGGAGCUGGACAUGUGUGAGCAGUUCUCCUAUGUGUGUUCUCAAAUCGACGGCCUGCUGCAAAGUCCUUGGUCGAGAAAACAUUUAGACCCUCAACAAACAGUCCCUGGUCGGCACGACCGGGGCUUCAACUUUUACCCAGACGUCGAUGUCCUUUUGGAUACUACUACCCCGGCACCCCCGAUCUCCAUUAAAACCUUCCAAGAUAUGCGAGCCACCAUGAGCGAUUGCUAUUUACCGCCUUGGACAGGAACUUUGACAAACCGCUCGUGAUGCGGUCACCACUACUGCAAGGUUUUAGGUCCAUGACACAAGCUGUUCAAAUGCUGAAUGAUACGCGGCUGGCGCUGGUGGAAUUCCGAAGUGAAUUUGUAUUUUGGCGGCUUCCGCUGUACACUUUUUACUCAAAAGUAGAAUGUACAAAAUGCAUAUAAAUUGCGGAUCUCC